AGAGCCAAAGCGAAAGCGCGGGCUCCCAGUCGGUGGCUGUGUCUCGGUCGGAGCAGCAAAUGGCAGGGAGGCCGGAGGAGCCCCAGGACCAGGAGUGACUGAGAGCCAGUCCCUGCCUUCCUGCUCCCGCCGGGAGACGCUCCGCAGGCGCUGCUUGCGGAGCGUCCUCCUCUGGGCAGCAGCAACAGCAGCAGCAGCAGCAUCAGCAGCGCCAUGGUCGACCGGGGCCCCCUCCUGACCUCGGCCAUCAUCUUCUACCUGUCCAUCGGAGCAGCCAUCUUCGAGGUCCUGGAGGAGCCCUACUGGGAACGGGCCUCGAGGAAUUACAAGCAGAAGAAGACCCAGCUGCUGAAGGACUACCCUUGCCUGGGCCAGGAAGGGCUGGAGAAGAUCCUCCAGGUGGUAUCAGAGGCUGCUGGACAAGGGGUUUCUAUUGAUGGCAAUGACACAUUCAACUACUGGAACUGGCCUAAUGCUGUCAUCUUUGCUGCUACUGUGAUUACAACUAUUGGGUAUGGAAAUGUUGCUCCAAAGACUUCAGCUGGACGUCUUUUCUGUAUAUUUUAUGGACUCUUUGGCGUUCCUCUCUGCUUAACGUGGAUCAGUGCUUUGGGGAAGUUUUUUGGUGGACGUGCCAAGAGGUUGGGCCAGUUCCUGACAAAAAGAGGAGUAAGCCUGAGAAAGGCACAAAUUACAUGCACAGCUAUUUUCAUCAUCUGGGGAGUCCUGGUCCAUCUAGUCCUUCCUCCCUUUGUUUUUAUGGUAACUGAAGGUUGGGAUUAUAUUGAAGGCCUCUACUUCUCAUUCAUCACAAUAACCACCAUUGGAUUUGGAGACUAUGUUGCUGGUGUGAAUCCAAAUAUUAGUUACCAUUCUCUCUACAGAUACUUUGUAGAGCUAUGGAUCUAUCUGGGUCUGGCUUGGCUUUCCCUCUUUGUCAACUGGAAAGUCAGCAUGUUUGUUGAGGUUCAUAAAGCAAUCAAGAAACGAAGGAAAAAAAGGAAGGAGUCCUUUGAAAAUCAUCCUCCUUCCAAAAAAUCACUUCCAAUGUCUAACUCAAAAGAUGUGAACAUUUUCAGCUUCCUUUCCAAGAAAGAAGAGACGUACAAUGAUCUCAUCAAACAGAUCGGAAAGAAGGCACUCAAAACAAGCAGUGACAAAAUCCUGAAUGCUGAACAAGUCAAACCAAGCUUACAACAUACCAGUAAAGACUUCAAAGUGAUGUACACAAGGAACAAAUUGUUUGACUAUGAUGAGGUUUCCCUUGGACUUCAAAACUAUCAUGUUAUGAGGCAUUUAACUGACAAACGUGUUGGGGAUAGCUCAAUUGAGGGCAAUGUGUUUGUAAAUCAGCUGGACCGGAUCAGUGAGGAAGAAGGAGAAGCAUGGGACUCCAGGGACUAUCGACCUUUGAUCUUUGAAAAUGCCAAUAUAACAUUUGUAAAUGAGGAUGAGGAUGAAGAAGAGGACCUUUCAGAUGAUGAAGAAACUUCUAAGUCCUCUAUGGAUGAUAAUAUGACAGAAGACCUGAGAGCCCCCCCAAAACUAGCCAAAUUUCCAUCCUCUGAUGAAUCUACCUUUACCAGUAAUGAGUUAGAGGUAUCUGUUCCUUAUGAGCAGCUAAUGAAUGAGUACAACACAGUGAAUACUGCAAAUACGGCAACAUGAGGGAAUACAUUUUGCUAAUGGUUCCUACAAGAUCAUUUAAUGAUUUUGAACAGAUGUUUGAACAGAUGAGUAUAAGUGAGGAGGAAGGGGUAUCAUGAAAGGCAUUUUCCACCACUGCCUUCCGUUUGCAAACUGAACCCAUUCAGUGCCUGGAUGUUAUCUGUAGAUGUGUUUUUUAAAAAAAUAAUAAUAACAAUAACAAUAAUCAGUUUUGCUCGCUCACUGUGAUUUUCAGUUCUGAAAAUCUGAGGGUUAUUUUAGGGAACUGGUGGUUGUUGAAAUCGGAAAGAAAACCCUAGAAUUAUUGGGCCUGUUCAGUAUUUUUCUUGGGAAGAGUCAAAUAUCGCAGUCAGUUUGGAUCAAGUUGAUUGCCUGACAUGGCUGGUUACUGCAGUAAUCCUUCAUAUCUGAAAAACUGAUUUCAGUUAAUGCCUGGGUGCAGAGUAGAAAGUAUUGUUAGAAUUAACAUGAUCACACAGUGAAGCUCUCUUUUCACCUUCCUUUUAAAGGAUGCUUUGGACUGGAAGAGCCAAAUGUCCUGAAGGUCAAAGUUGAGAUAUGUUGGUAGUACUGAUUAGGGAACUUGAAUUACGCUAGCUCCAUUUAGUUGUGAGCUAAAGCAUCAUGACCAAAAAUGUAACAGUACAGAAAUGGUGGUAUGCAGUCAGGGUACCUUCUAUUAUACAAGAAAUUAUCUGUGGGUUAAUCCUCCUGGUGAUUGUGAAAAGCACAUCUAAAAUUCAGUAAUAUUGAAUGGUGCAAGAUGAUGUGUAGUAGACAGGUUUAAAAAUGAAGAAAAUCACACUGACAAAACUUGUUUUUUGUGUCAGAAGUGCCCUUCCACUGUCCAUGCUCUAGAGGAAAUACUUGAAUAAAUUUCAUGUGCAGUUUUAUCUAAAUGAAGUUUAAUUAUGAUGUCUGUUUGAAUGACACUGUAUUUUAAAAUAGCAAAAACGGCAUGAAUAUCUUAAUUUUUAUCUGAAGGAUCUGAGAGCUGCUUUGUUCCUUGUUAUAUUCAGUGGCUCUGCUUCUAGAAAAUUCUGUCAUUUGCCACUCCAGUUGGUACUUCGAGUAAAUAAUGUUUGUUAUGGCACAAAUAUUUUCAUAUACUUCUGAUGUAGGUAUUUUAACUGUUUUUCUAAUAGAAUUAUUAUAACUGUUUUUUCUAAGCAAAACAAGUACUUUAGCUUGUUUUUACUGAACUGCCGUAUAGACAUAAAGGCAAAGGUAUGAGAAAACCUACAAAAGUAUCAGAAUAUAACCAUGAUGGCAAGGGACUUCAGCAGGUACUUGGAUUUCUAUUGACAAAGAUUAAUUGACUUUAUGGUUGGUAUUUCUAUUAAAAAGUGACAAAAUACCUAUGCCUUUUAAUCUAUUGUAGCAGAAUACAAAUGUUGAAAAACAAAGUGUUCUAAAGAGCAUGAACUUUCAGUCUGACCAUUGUCUGAGAAUCCAGUUGUAAGUAAGUCACUCCAAUAUUAAUUUUUAAUUGUAUGUUGUUCUUCCUGUGGUUUCAGUCUGAAAUAGAAAGACUCUAUAUGUGUGGAAAGCCUGGGGAUGAGGGAUUUCUGAGUCUAGCAUAGUAAAAGAAGGCCAAGUGGAAUUUUGCAAUACUAAUCUUGAACGACUAGGUACACUCAAAACUGUUCAUAUUAACUUGUGCUUGGCUUCUGAACUGUGGAUUUGGCAGUAUACUACUCCCUUCAUAAAAAAUACCUCUAAAAAUCCAUACACUCCUAUUACAAACACCUCUUAGAAGGAUAGCUUGAAGGCAUUUGUUAUAAAAGAUGGUCUCCAUUCAUUUCUGUUGGAAAUGUUCACUAUAUGUGCACAAAAAAUUGCAAUCAAAUCUAAUUAAUAAGGAAUCCAAGCAGUUCAGUUUGCUUGUUCCUUUUUAGAUGGGAGGUUACUCCACUGGACCUGUGACUAUUAACAUACAUACAUGACAUGAUUUUAGGCACUGCCAAGUUCUAGCCCCCAAAGCUAUUGUUCUUGUUCUCGGUGGGUAUUAUAUAUAGAGAGACUAGUUCUUGGUGGCUCUUAUAGAGAGAGGGAGAGGGACUGGUUCUUUACAGGCAUUAUUUUUACCUCUAUAAAAACAAUUUUUGACAUCAUGUAGUUUAAUCAAGACUCAGAGUCUCAAAAUGUGGUGUCUUGCUGUGACAUCAGUUACAACUAUAACCAAGAGCAACACUUAUUUAUAGUGUCUUGUUGUGACAUCAGUUACAACUAUAACCAAGAGCAACACUUAUUUAUAGUUGUAACUGAUAUAAUACAACUGUGAGAUAAAUUUCAUUGUGGAUGAUUCACUGAGAACUGAGCAGUCCCUAGUUUUUGUUACAAAAGUGAACACAAUUUUAAUGAACAUAGUUCCAUAAAGCUGGCAUUCUGUUGUAGUGUGUCUUUCUUUAAUGAGUGGCUAAAACAUUUCUAUCUGCACUAAAAGUGAGGUACAGAAUGUUGUACAAAAUGAAUGUUUCAUUCCUUGAAUGUCUUAACAGAGUACAGAACAAAGAGUCAGUAUGUGAGAGCACCUUACAAUGAUGGUUCUUUUUGGUGUGACUGGUGUGUUGCAUGGCCCGUGUGUAGAACUGCAAACUCUCCUUUGUAUUUACAUAUGAGGAUAGUUGAUAUGAGCAGUUAAGAAUAGGUUUAGUGCUGCUCUUUAGACAUCAAAUAUAGGAUAUUUCUGGCAAUUUAUCAGGAACAAACACUUCUCAAGGAAGCUAGGUCAAUUUUUUUCUUGUUUUAAAUCAAGCCAAAUUUGAUACAUGUAAGUGCAACUUAUAAAGUUAUUAGGUUCUGGAGCUUUACCAAGUACUUUGAAAUCAAAUCAAUAAAGAUUUGAUUUGAAGUCAAAAGUCAAAUCAGUAAAGAUGAACUUCAAGCAUCUGGAUCAUUGAUAAUGUCUUACCCUUGAGUCAUGACUUUAAGUUGCUGAAAUAUUAGCUGUAUUUUUGUUGUUGUUACUAUACCUUUUUAGCUGUACAGACUGUACAUCUACCCUUUUCCCUUGACCUAGCAUUCAUUAAAAGUUAUGUCUGACUAGGAUCUAUCAGAGAACUGGUCUGCCUUAGUAGUAUACUGAUCAGAAAUACUGUCUUCUCACUUUCUUUAAGUGGGGUGGGAGGAGGAUCAGCUGUUAGGGGUGAAGCACAGGGGCAGGAAAAAGCAGCUUCCAGCCACUUUGGAGUUGUGGCGUUUAGAUGACACAUGCCUCCAAAGUGGCUGGAAGCCAUGCCAAGGCUUUGCAAUGGUUUUUUGGACCAUAGCAAAAAGGAGUCGGCUCAUGGAAGCACUGGCAGGCCCUGGGGUUUGGACCUGCUUCUGACCAGAGCUCCAGCCCUAAGUCAGCUUUGUUCUUCUACCCUUUACAUAUGAUGUAAUAAAGCUUGAUUGCUGGGGAAGACUACUUGAAAUGUUAGAAGUGCCUUUGACUGGUUUGAUUUCACAGCAAUUUUUUGGGAUAGAUUUGCAUAAUGUGAAACAAAGUGAAGUAUAAAGUUUUAGAUGACUUUUCUUUUGGAAUAAAAUAUCAGGAUUUAUCAGAGUAACCAUAUCUGCUCCAUUUCCAUGUUAGAUACUUUACAGAAGAGA
Sceloporus undulatus (fence lizard) is the source of this 5265-nucleotide messenger RNA. RefSeq names its product potassium two pore domain channel subfamily K member 5 (gene KCNK5). Gene Ontology annotation, molecular function: potassium ion leak channel activity. Gene Ontology annotation, cellular component: membrane. NCBI's taxonomy places the organism in Eukaryota, Metazoa, Chordata, Lepidosauria, Squamata, Phrynosomatidae. The record is from RefSeq and is a predicted model, not a curated record. Gene Ontology annotation, biological process: stabilization of membrane potential; potassium ion transmembrane transport.